This is a messenger RNA of Salvelinus fontinalis (brook trout), 940 nucleotides long. Its product is annotated as rho-related GTP-binding protein RhoF-like. NCBI's taxonomy places the organism in Eukaryota, Metazoa, Chordata, Actinopteri, Salmoniformes, Salmonidae. Gene Ontology annotation, biological process: small GTPase-mediated signal transduction; cell migration. Bases 104 to 715 code for a protein of 203 amino acids. The transcript has 6 exons. Gene Ontology annotation, molecular function: GTP binding; GTPase activity. The record is from RefSeq and is a predicted model, not a curated record.
GUGACAGGUAUCAAAUACAUUCCAUUCGCUCCGUUCCAGCAUUUUAUUAUGAGCCGUUCUCCCCUCAGCAGCCUCCACUGAAGUCUAGGGCUUCUCAGAGAAGAUGUCAGGGGGGAGCAGUGGGCAUACCAGGACGCGAGAGGAAUUUAAGGUUGUGAUAGUAGGUGAUGGUGGAUGUGGGAAAACCUCUCUACUCCAGGUUUGCACUAAAGGAGACUUUCCAGAGAAAUAUGUUCCAUCUGUGUUCGAAAAAUGUGUCGCCAACGUGAGGUACAGAGGCGCUGAGUUUCGUCUGAACAUCUACGAUACUGCAGGUCAAGAGGACUACGACCGAUUACGCCCUCUGUCCUAUCAGAGUGCCAACCUGAUAUUGAUCUGCUAUGAUGUCACUUGCCCCUCAAGUUAUGACAAUUUGCUAAUCAAGUGGUUCCCCGAGGUGCAUCACUUCUGCCGUGGCGUGCCCAUUAUCCUGGUAGGAUGUAAAACAGACCUGCGGAAAGACAAGGUCUUGGAAAAGAAACUGUGGUCUUCAGGCGAGAACCCCAUCACAUACAUUCAGGGUGAAGAGACCAAAAGGAAGAUCAACGCUGACCUCUACUUGGAGUGUUCAGCCAAAUACAAGGAGAAUGUGGAGGACAUAUUCAGAGAGGCUAUCAAACGAGCCAUUGCAGUAACAAGGAAGACAAAAUGGAAAAGAUUCUGUGCCUUUCUGUGACCCAAGAGAUAAUGCUAUCCACCACCGUGAGCUCCUGAUAGACAGUGCUCUAGGCCUAUACUCUCAGGGAAAACACAGAUGACUCCUCCCUACGACAAGUCCUCUUACACUUUUGAUGCUGCCUGUCCACUGCAUUUUCCCCUCUGCUAACCCACUUCCUUUGUGUGGUUUUCCUUCCUGCUAUUUCUUGACAUAUCUUCAAAAUGUAUUUCUUUAAAAGAAACG